Phlebotomus argentipes is the source of this 10740-nucleotide messenger RNA. RefSeq lists its product as uncharacterized. Gene Ontology annotation, cellular component: nucleus. The record is from RefSeq and is a predicted model, not a curated record. The coding region runs from base 1254 to 4154 and encodes 966 amino acids. Gene Ontology annotation, biological process: regulation of transcription by RNA polymerase II. The transcript has 8 exons. Lineage: Eukaryota; Metazoa; Arthropoda; Insecta; Diptera; Psychodidae. Gene Ontology annotation, molecular function: protein binding.
AUUGGGUCCCAUAGAAAAAUCGCCAGACGUUCCCCAGCCUCAAGAAAUUACCCAUUGCGGGUGGGGGCGCCCCUUUUUUCGGGGUGAAUGUCAGACACGCACCCAAACAAACCCACCCCCCAGUGCGCCGCCCGCUGUGGGCCGCCACGCACACGGAUGAUGUGAGAUUUUCCGGGCGGCCCUCUUCGGUUUUUCCGACCCAGACAACGCACACAAAAACACCCCAGUCGUCUCGCCCCAAACCACCCUCCGUCGCCCAUUUCCACCCACGCCAGACAGACUGCGUCACGCACCCGAAACCCACCCCAGGGCGCAUUUCCGUGGCGUCGACAAAAGCUCUCUCCGGCCUUCCUCGAAAAAGCUCCUGAGGAGUUCGAAGCACUUGCCUCGUCCUUUGCCCCGGAUGUGUGUGUGUGUGAGUGUGUGCGGCGCGAGUGUGUUUGUAGUCUGCCACCCCCAAAAUGGGGUUAACGCACCUUAAAUUGUCGGCGCCUCCAGACUGAUGGGCUGAGGGCGAAAGAAUGAGGCGAGAGAGAGAGAAUGAGGGCCAUUCACUUGACUUUUCCCCGAGCCAUGAAAAACGAGAAAAACCACCCUGUACAGGCGUAAGCACGGAGUUUAGGUAUAAAGAGAGAGAAAAUCCAUUAAAAUAAGACAAGAAAGAUGCACUUGCAAGGAGAGAGAUUUCCAUAUCAUCAAUAUUUGCUGUACGGUUUGAGAAUGCACAUGAGAAAUUGUCGAAAAAAUGCCUUCGCACUGUAUAGACAUUCCUAGCUUGGCAACCGGCGAUAGGGACGUCAAAUUCACAGAUAAUUUCAAAAAUUUCUUCAACAAACACCCCACAACGCGAGCAUCCAUUGCAAUUGAUACAAGACACGACAAAAGAAAAUUCAACGGAAAGUCCACAGACAUCCUAACCUAUUUUUUCAUCCCCUUUCCAACUAGGUGAAGUGAAAAUUCUUUUAUUUAUUUGCUGUGAGGCGAUAAAUCUGCGCGCGAGAGACAGACUAAAUUCAGUGUACCCAGUGGUAAAAAAAAACGGACAAAAACAUUUGAGAGGACACGUCAUAGUGGGAGGACACUGCUAAUCAUCCCCAUCAAUCCCAUUCUCCGGACGAAAAUCUGUGGACGAAAGGAAGAAAUCUCCACCAUUUCACUGUGAGCGACAGUGAAAUUUGUCUUAUAUGGAUAGCUGGACGGGGAACGCCCGACUGGCGAGAUUUUUAUAUUAAGCAGCGUAAGCUGUCACCGACAUGGGCAGUGAGCACUACUGCUUGAGGUGGAACAAUCAUCAAUCCAACCUGUUAGGGGUGUUCAGCCAAUUGCUGCAGGACGAGAGUCUGGUGGACGUUACACUAGCGUGUUCCGAGGGCGCCUCCAUCAGAGCCCACAAGGUAGUCCUGUCGGCUUGCUCAUCCUACUUCCAAAGUUUAUUUCUGGACCAUCCUGCCAGACAUCCAAUUGUGAUAUUGAAGGACGUUCGCUUCGCCGAAUUGAGAACACUCGUGGAAUUCAUGUACAAGGGUGAGGUGAACGUGCAAUAUUGCCAGUUAUCAGCACUUCUCAAGACGGCCGAGUCUCUAAAGGUGAAAGGUUUGGCAGAGAUGACAAAUCAGAGCACAGCUCCUCGGGAAUCUGAGAGAGACGCAGACCGCUUACGAUCCCAUUCGAGUAUUCCGCUGAAAUCGGAGCAUUCAGACACAAUUCCCACGUCCCCGCUCAAGACCACGCUCAGCACCUUGGCGACGUCCGGCGGGGUGUCUGGGUCCAGCAGCCGGGAGCAGCAGGGAUCUGGCGAGAGGGGGACGCCGUCGCCCACGGCGCUCAGGCACCAUCUGUCGUCGUCGCCGACUCCGCUGGCACUCUAUGGGAGUCGCCGCGCGCCCAGGGAUCACCCGGACAGGCCGCCCUCCAUGGAGGUGACGAUGGAGGACGAGCCGCUGAGGCUGUCCACGCAAUCCACGACCGCCACGACCACCACCACCACAGUCACCUGUCUCCCUGCCGAAGAGCGCCCCACCUCGCCGGACGACGACGACGAGGAUGACCACAUGAUGCAGUCGAACGACGUUGGUCUCAAUAUGACGCUCAACUCGACCGUUCCGGCGACAUCCUCCAUUGUGAUCCCCGCUGCGUCCUUGUCCUCGUCCGAGGUGAGGCCGGCAUCCCGCGGCGGCCACACCACGGCCACCUGCAUCUCCAGCAGCAACAGCAGCGGCGGAGGCGUCGGGCCUCCGUCUCAGGUCAGUCCCAGCAUGCCGGAGCCGAUCGCGGGCCCAUCGGGCAUGGGUCCCGUGCAGCAGGUGCCACUGUCGUUGAAGAAGGAGAUCGACUGGGAUCGAGGAGACGACAAGGACAGCUCAUCGUCAGACUAUCGUCACUCCCACGAAUCAAUCGAAGACAGUGCUAUUCCAAUAUUCGGAACAUCAUUACUCAGUGGCGGAGCCCUAGGAGGACCCAGUCGCUGCCCGACUCCGUUUGCAUUCCCCUUCGCGCCACUUGGCUUGGGCCUCUUCGACGCCGACCCAUCCAGAAUGCUCAGCUUCUUGCACCAUCACCAGUCCUUGCUUGCAGAGGAGGCUCUAAGAUAUCGCGGUCUCUUUAUGAACCCCAAAGAUUCAACCAACAUUCGAUUCAAUCCUCUGGCUGAGAUGUUUUCGAAGGAGCAGGAGUUGCUGCUGAAGCGCGCAAACUUUUUCAAGAACACCUUCCGAUACCCUCUUCACGCCACUCCGGACAUUUUUGCCUCUACCUCAGCGUCCAGCUCAAAAGACGGAGCCUCAACUUCCAAGGACGAUCGACGCAGUGCGACCACCACCUACGGGCAGUCCAAGGAGAGCCAGUCCAGUCACCGUUCCUUCCACUCACCCACCGCAGACAAGGUGGUGGAGAAGUACGACUUAACCAAACCUCCAACUCCCACCGAGAGCUUUCCGGGCAGCUCCAAGGAUAUACUCGAUGACAUCCUCCACAAGCGCAGUGGAAACUACCUCAAGGAGAGUUUCCGGUUCAAUCCACUGAGCGGAUCAGACCGUCGAGCCAUGAGUCCCAAGGACAAGUCCUCCUCCUCGACAUCCUCAUCUCCAGCCAUCAAGCCCAUUCCGGAAACUCUGCUGCUGCAGGAUGGCACAACCAUUGAAGAAGAGACCAAAUGCACCGUCUGCAUGGCCACAUUUCCAUCCGUGUGGCUCCUGGAACAGCACGCAGCUCUUCAGCAUGCCGGAAUAGGCGCCAUGGAGGAGAAGCCCUUUAUCUGCGAACAGUGCGGCCAGUCCUAUCGCUACCGCUCCGCCUAUGUGAAGCACAGAGAGCAGAAUCAUCGCGCCAGGUUGCCCGCUGAUAAGCUGUUCACGUGCGAUGUCUGUGGCAUGCAAUUCCGCUACUUGAAGUCCUUCAAGAAGCACCGACUCAACCACGCUCUAGAGCGCCUGCACGGGAAGAAUGAGAAGAAAUACGGAAUGGAGUUGGGCACAGAGGUCGUGACAAGUUCCAAUGACGACGACAACGAGCUGAAGAUCACGAUCAAGGAGGAGGAGGAUGAGGAGGACCAGGAUGACACUGUGGACUCUGCCGGGGGAAAUUUGUGCAAUACCGAUCCGUCAGCUGAUGGAGACAUUGUGGUGCCCAAGAUCACCAGCUCUGCUGAGACGAUCGAGUAUCCAUCAACCAACAGUGGAUCUGCGAUGAACGAAAGGGAGGUAAGACAGUUGAGCAGUCAUCAGUCUCACUCUUUACACACCUUCCUCAUAGAAAUUCAACCUUCCUUUGCAGGAUCACUUGCUGAAGAAGCGCAUGGAAGUUUGCGCUCUGCCCACAACCUCAGUCAAUUCCCUCCUCACUGCCGAGCGGAUCCCCAGCGACCAGGCACUGGGUCUCAAUCCCCAGGAGGCUUCGAUUCUCAAUUUCCUGCGCGUGGACGCCGCCGAGAGGCAGCGCGAUCGCCGCUUCGCGUGUCCCUUCUGCGGCAAGUGCGUGCGCUCGAAGGAGAACCUAAAGCUCCACGUCCGGAAGCACACGGGCGAGCGCCCCUUCGUCUGCCUCUUCUGCGGCCGCGCCUUUGGCGGCAAGUCCGACCUCACGCGCCACCUGAGGAUCCACACCGGGGAGAGACCAUACCACUGCGAGGCGUGCGGAAAGUGCUUCGCGCGAGCUGACUACUUGUCCAAGCACCUCACCACGCACAUCCACAAUUCGCCACGCUGAGAUGAGGUCCGGCGACGCCGCAUCCUCGGCGCUCGCAGGUAAUAUCGUGACCAGCAGCAGUGGUGGACACAGAUCGCACAAAUGUUCAAUGCACAGGACCCGAACAACUCUCCUCAGUCACACCAUCAACCCUAGAUCACUAUACCAAAAUUCACCAUCAACUUAGGACGAUAUGAUUCAAAGCAAUAAUUUACCAAGUGUAGACUCUUACCGUUUCUGCUCAAGAUGAGUCCCUCCCGGGAGAUAGAAGGACUGUUGUCAAUGGAUUGUUGGGUGGGCGAAGCCGGAAGUAAACGAUAGACGGGAUUGUAGUUACGGAGGGGUAGAAUAUCACAAAGUUAUCAGUGAAACAUCCGACUUAAUAGGAAACAGUGGCAGAACAUUUUUCUAACAAUAGAAUAGAAAUAUUAGUCAGUGACAACAUAAGAAAAAAGGCUACACACAAUUAAGGAAUGUACACGUAAAAGAACAGCAUAUUUCCACAUGACAAUUGAGAACUUCUUCGUCAUCAGUUUAUUAUUAUUUACUUGUAUUCGGCUCGAAACACCACAAAGUUAGUUAUUUAUUCGACUCAGUGAUUUUAUUUUUUCACAACAGUAUGCAUAAAAGAUAAUCCAAUGAAAUUGGAAUGAUUAACCAAAAAUAUGGAUACGCAGAUUGAGUUCAAAGUGAUGAUCAUGUAUCGAUGUCCAGUUCUUUUACGAGUGCAAUUCAACAAAGAGUAACGAGAUAAUUUGGUUUCAACUUCGAAGUAAAAACUUUUUACAAGAGAAGCAUAAACAAACAGUUUUUCCGCAAUUAAUGUCUGUGAUUUAACCAUUAAUAAAACAAGUGAAAUAAUUGUAAUAGAUUCAAUUCUAUUCUCUAUUGCUGUGCGUGAGUGAGAUGAACGUGUAAAAUCGAAAACAUACCCACACCAGAAACAACGAAUAAUAAUUUUCCUUAUCGCGCGAUGACCAUUGUGAUGGUGACCACAAAUGAAAUCAUUUCGAGCAUCGAAUUGCAUAAAAGGAUCCAUUCAGUUUUACUCCUCAUUCCCUUAGGAAAGAAUUUAAAAAAAAUGGAAAUAAAAUUAGGAAUAUGACAACGCGAUAAAGUGUAAUGGAAAUAAUAAGCACUGUGCCAAAAUAUCUGUACCUCUCACACGCAAACGAUAUUGAAAAGGUACACCUCAUCGUAAUGGAAAGAUUAGAACUUGUAGCUAAAAAGUUAAAUUUUCUCAAAAAAAAAUUGCAUCAGUGUCUGCAUUAUAAGUGUCUAGGAAUAAAUAAAAAAAACACACAAAAUUGAAAUUUUAAUUGUCAAUUUUACACUCCCGAAGAAGAUAUAUUGAAAAAUGUCUAUUUUUCUCCUCAUUCCGUGACAUCACACAAACUUUAAACCUUUAAAGAAAAAAAAAUUACCCCGGAGAAAAUAUAGUUCAUGCGUGUAUAAAUGAAUAAGUCGAAAGGAAAUGCAAAGAAAUCCACAGAAACUAUUGUACAAAAAUUAUCAUGAAAUAAAAGAUGAAAAGUAAAAUUCAUUCGCAGAUGAAAAGAAGAAAUAUAAACAAGCAAUACGAUGUUUUCGGUGUUUAAAUAUUACCUAAUGAAAAAAAACGCAACUAAAAAGCUAGGAUAUGAGAAGUAAUUUGAAAAAAAAAAUUAUAUUUAGAGUUUAAAUGGCAUAUAUAUUGAACAAGAAAAGAAGAUAUUUGUGAGCGCCAGAAAUAUUUUUCACAUUUUCACAAUUAUAAAUGUCCAAUUUUCUAUAUUACCAGAAAUGACGAAAGAUGAGUGACAAGAUGAAGAAGAUGAAUUAGAUAUUAAACUAAAUGGUUGACACGCAAUUCAACGGAGUGAUAUAUUACUAUGAAAUGAAAAUUAUAUUAUAUUUAUAUAAUUGAGUGUAAUUUUAAGAAAGCUAUAUAUACAUUUGAGAAACAGAAGGAAGGAUGAGAGCAGCGAAGUCUAGUGCACACAUUUUAUAGGUGUAAAUAAGUGGGAAAGAGGUUUGUUGGCGAAGAUAGACGAAGGAUGGGAAAGAAAGAGCGAAAGUUAGAGCAAAAAUUAUUAUUGAAACACUUUCUAUACAUGUUCCUAUAUUGUGUGAAAGGAAUUGACGAUGGACGAAAUGAUGAAGAAAACAUAGGUAAAAUAUUUGUACAUAGACUUAUAUAAUUGGUGUAAUUAUGUGUAGUGAAACUUAAAAAUUUAAGAAAAUCCCAGAAACUCUUUUAGAUAUUUCGUGAAAAUUGCACAACAUAUUCCCAAGUGGUGGAAAGCUGAUAUUGAAAAGUUGUUCUCAUGCCAGAAUGACAAAUGCUUGGGAUGUUAAUUUUAAUCUUUGUGAAAUUUUCGAAAUUAUUCUUGAUUGAGGUGAAGAUUAAAAAGAAAAAAAAAGAAAUUUGAGUGAAAUAUAAGAUGAAAAAAUCAAAUUUGGAGGGAUAUAGACUUGGUAGUUAAAUCAAUUUCAUUAUCUUACCCAAUUAAAAGAGUAUAUUCCUUCAGUAUAUUGAUAUAGACAAAUUAUUUCCUAAAAAGAAAAACACUUCUUGCAAAAGAAAUAUACUUUUCCUUUUGUCUAUGUAAUCACUCAGUGAAUGGAUGGAUGAAAAACAACAACAAACGAAGACAUAAUCAACGAAUAAGAAAAUAUUGAAAAUGAAAACUAGUAAAAGAGAAAAUAUUGAUCUAUAUUUUUGGGAAUUAGUUUUCAAUUGACUUCAAGUUUCAUUUCAUAGUGAAAAAGGAAGUGACAUUGUACAUGAAAUAUGGGUCAAAGGUUUCACAAAAUCGAAAAGAAAAUAAUCCCAGACACAUUGCAUUUUCUUUUCAAUGGCAAUUGACUUGAACAACAAUCACGAGAAAUUUUCAAUCAAAACUGCAAAGUAUAAGUCUUUUGGAAUUCACAUUAAUUUCUAUUUGAGAUAAAAAUGAAGCACAACUACAAGAUAUUUGUGUAAAAUCACAGAGAAAGAAGUCACACUAAAUCUUCUUCUAUAUUGCUAUAGUGAUAAAAAUUCAAUAUUUGUAAUUAGAAAUUAAAAAUAUUUGCAUAAAAAUAUUAUUAUACAUAAUGACUAUUGAAUUAAUAUCGAUGUUAAUUGUCAUACUUUAAAAUACAAAAGAUAUUUGGUGUUGUGACUAACAUUUUAACAUAUGUGUGUUCAAAAGAACUUCUAUAUUAUAUGGAAAAAUUACAAAAAAAAAUUGUAUAAUCAUAGGAAAAGAAAGAAUUAUAUUUAUUUUAAUUUGAUAAGAGUGAAGUUUUCAUUGUAUUAGGUCUUUGAAAUUAGUUUUCUCAUCACAUUUUCUAUGAAUUUAGGUCGAGAUAAAGUAUUCUGUGUUCCUUGAUAUGCCAGCUAAUGAAAUUCAAAGAACAAAAAAACGUAUUUUCAUGAUAAACAUUUCAAUAGAAACGUCCAAACAAUAUAAAAAUAUUUUUCCAUGAAAUCUAUGUAAUGUUUCACAUCAAGUACUGCGUGACAUUAUCCUUCUUUUAUACAGACGCGAGAAAAGAAAAUGUUCAACGAUACUGAAAGGAGUAAAUUUUUCAAUUUUUGUAAUAAUUGACAACCACAAGUCAGAUACACCGGACAGAAGUGAUAGGAAAAUGUAGGCGAAGAACGAUAAAGAGAAUGGCGAGAUUAGGAAUGUUUUAAUGAGAUAUAUUAUGAGAUAAGAAAAUGAACAAUUUGAACGAAGAAUGUGAUAUUUUUAACAAGUAAAAAAUAUUAAAUGAACACUAGAGUGGAUUAUAGUAAGAUUGAGAAGUAAUAUUUUUAAAACGAGACUGAUUAUAAAUAGAAAAGAAAAAAAAUACAUACAAAGAUGAUUAAAAAAUUUACCCCGAUCCUCCCUUCACGACAUUUUGAAGAUCUCAUUGAUUUUCUUUUAGACUUUUCGAGGGAAUGUCAGUUUUGUGUUUUUGCAGUAAAAUCGUUGCAAUGAAUUUUUGAUUCAGUUGAAGUUCAGAAAGUGUUGCGAAUGUGAAAAUCUCUUGUUUCCAUUUGGGUUAGUCAGGAGUUUUCGCAUCUCUUGCAUGUAGCAACUAAUUCUUCAUCUUAACUCUUGUUAUGGGUCUUGAAAUGAAUACCUCUCUUUCUAUGUGUCUAUGUAUAAAUAUUCAUGUAGAUACUUUUGUGGCACAGAAAUGAUCAUAAAUAGGUUCAAGAGAAAACUCACACAUUCAAUAGAAUUUUUCCACAAGAACAGCAAUAUAACUAUUCUGAGAACAUUGCAUGAAAUAACCUCAGAUUAACCGGUGCUAUUAUUACAACAAAACUAUGUGAUACAUUGUUAUAUGAAGGAUUUCUUUUUAAUUACUUGAAACUCCCUCCAAUUCUCUUAGUUCUCAUCCGAUUUUUUGAUUAAUUUUGUGAGAAAACGAUUUUUUUUCUUCAGAAAUCAACUCGUUCUUCUGUUUUUAUUCUUACUAAAUAAACUUCGAUAAAAAAACACACACUCGUUGUCUAUAGAGGUGAAAGAGAAAAAUAUAAACAUGAAAAUAUAAAACACUCGACUCAAAAUUUGCUUUUGGUGUAUGUGAACUAAAAAAAGAACUUGAAAACUCGAAAAAAAUUAUCAAUAUGUAUUUUAGCAAAAUUAAAAUUUGGUGUUUAUGGCUAUAAAAAUUCGAAAAAUGUCUAGAAUUAAAAAAAAACAUAAAUCCAUGUAUUCCAAAUGUAUUAAAAAGUCAUGAAAAAAGUAAUAUAGUCGAUGUGUGUUUUACCUUGUCUCACUUAUAAAUUAAACAAGAAAUUAAGCAAAAAUAAGUGUCCCAUCAAAAUUUUUGCAUUGCAUAACUACUUGAUGAAGAGAUGCACUACCACCACAAUAUCUAUUAAUUAAUAUUAAAUUAAUUACAAAAAAAAAUAUAUUGUAAUCACAAUAUUUCUGUGUUGUAAAAUUUGUUAAGCAAAGAAGAGAAAAAAAGAAAUAAAAAGUGCAGCAUAAAAUAUUAGUGAAGUGAAAAAUAAGAAUAUUAAGUGUACAACUUUAGAAGUAAUCUUAUUAAAAUGAUAUAAAAAUAUAUAUUAAACAAGGAGAAAGUAUUUAGAUGAAAAAGAAACACAAUGGAUGCCUGCCAAUAAAAACCGUACCAACAUUUUUUCGUUCUCUAAACAAUUAAAGAAAAGGAAGUGUGACGAAAGAAAUAUACCAAUAGUUUUAUAAAAUAUUUGAGUAUGAAACGAGAAUUAUUGUAUGAUAACACACCAGCAAACAAAGAGAGUAAUUUCUACGAUUUUUUAAACAUAACAAAUCACCCACAACAACCGCCAAUAAAACUAUACAAUUUACUAUAUUUAAAUAUCUAUUUUUAACAGAUAUUUAUAUUAAAUUAAGCAAAUGAAUGGAAAUAGAGGUGGAAAGGAAGAUAUUUUUCAUUACUGUAUAAAUUUAUGAUAAGGAGAAUCAGAAAGUUUUAUUUAUAUAUUUCAGUAAUAUAUUUACUUUUUCUAUUCUUAGUGACAAGGACAGUGAGAAUUUGUAACAAAAAAAAAGAAAUGGUGAGAGAUGGACAAAGAAAAUAGAGAAAAGUGUAAAUUAAGAUUAUUGUAUUUAGUAGGCAAACAAUCGAAGGAAGAGGAAUGAUGAUGGAAUCAAUCGAUUUAGCAAGUUAGCCAACGGUGGGGGAACACGUUAUCAAUAAUUUUACACAAAAUUCUAAUGUAAAAAGCUUUUGUUUUGCUCUGUUUUAUUUCUUCUUUUUAUAUUUUACAAUUAUUGGCGAAAAUCUGGCUCUGGUAUCUGCAAUUUUAUCAGCAAUCAUAUAAAUUAAGUUGUAGAAAAAUAAGUGAUUAUUGAGAAAAAAGGAAACAUUAUGAACCACGCAUUUCAUACAACGCAAUAUUUUCUAUAAUGACGAAACAAAUGGCGUAACUUUAAAGCAGAGAAUAUUUUUUAAAUAAAUCGAUCAGAAUUAUUAGAAGAAAUGUAAUACAACACAAUAUGUAUACAAACUCAGGAAGACCAAAACCCAAAACUUAUUUGCCACAUAAGCAGUCAAUUGUUUAAAAGAUUCCUCUGUAAUGAUAUUUCUAAAAAAAAAAGUGAACUGUUAUAGAUUCUUUUCUUCAUAGAUCUCCUUCACUAUUUUCUCUUUAUCUUUCAUAUAUUGUUUGAUUUUUGAACAGCGCGAAAAGAAUUGAGGAUGGAUUUUUGAUGAUGGAAGGAUAAACAAGAAAUUCUACAACUCAAUAGCAAUAAUUAACUAAUUAAUAAGUGUUUAGGAAGCAGAUUUAGGAACAAAAAGAAAACACAAUGCAAGAAUGGUAUUGUAAAAUUUUGGAGUCAACAGCAAUUUGUCAAUGUGACACAAAAAAAUUAAAAGAUGAAAAAAAAAUUGACGUAAGAUACUUGAGUUAAUCCACAGGAAGAAGGAUUGAGUUUUGCAGUUGAUUUUCUCUUUAUAGACACCAACUUCAAGUAUAAUAUAAAUACUAUUAAACAUAAGUAAACUAAAGAAUAAUGAUGAUCACUGGAAUGUGAAAUUUUUAGCAAUUCAAAUCUUGUUGUAAUAAAUGUUAUAUUUACAAUACAAUAUAAAAAAUAU